Molecule: messenger RNA, 13239 nt
Organism: Schistosoma rodhaini
Lineage: Eukaryota; Metazoa; Platyhelminthes; Trematoda; Strigeidida; Schistosomatidae
Source: the annotation of a GenBank genome assembly
AUGACUGAGGUCUUAAAUAGUUUACGUUUGGGCAAUCCACAUAUUACAAAAGAUGCAAAAUGUCAAAAUGUUGUUUUCACACCAGUCAUCAUAUUUUAUUAUCAAAAACGUCAAGUUGACACAACAGGGAACUCGAGUGGAAACUCUACACAAGGUGUACAGGCGAGUUCAGAUAUACAACUUGUGUCACCGAAUGCAACAGAACUUAAUGAGACAGAAUUCAACAACAUUCUCGUUACAGGAUACAAUCAAGCGAAUUCAAGCAGUGAAAUACAAUUAUUCAAUGUAGAAACUAACGUGGUUACACCAGAUUCCACAACAAUCGUCCAACUUACUCAGACCAGUAUACAAAUUCAAUUUGAAGAGUUCACUACCAACCAAGACGUCAUCAGCACAGAACCACACACUUCAACAGAAUUAUCCAAGCACUCGUCAUUGGGUCUCCAUUCCGAUUCCACAUCCAUUCCACCAACCACUGAUAUCAUCACUCAACCAACUCAGUAUCAACAAACCACAUCCACAUCACAACCGAUCGACACAACACCUACAAUACCCACUACGGAAUUCCAGUCGCCAGAAUCAACCACACUGCAAACACCACUCACAACACCAGUACAAACACCACCGACAACACCAAUGCAAACAGGUCUCCAUUCCGAUUCCACAUCCAUUCCACCAACCACUGAUAUCAUCACUCAACCAACUCAGUAUCAACAAACCACAUCCACAUCACAACCGAUCGACACAACACCUACAAUACCCACUACGGAAUUCCAGUCGCCAGAAUCAACCACACUGCAAACACCACUCACAACACCAGUACAAACACCACCGACAACACCAAUGCAAACAGGUCUCCAUUCCGAUUCCACAUCCAUUCCACCAACCACUGAUAUCAUCACUCAACCAACUCAGUAUCAACAAACCACAUCCACAUCACAACCGAUCGACACAACACCUACAAUACCCACUACGGAAUUCCAGUCGCCAGAAUCAACCACACUGCAAACACCACUCACAACACCAGUACAAACACCACCGACAACACCAAUGCAAACAGGUCUCCAUUCCGAUUCCACAUCCAUUCCACCAACCACUGAUAUCAUCACUCAACCAACUCAGUAUCAACAAACCACAUCCACAUCACAACCGAUCGACACAACACCUACAAUACCCACUACGGAAUUCCAGUCGCCAGAAUCAACCACACUGCAAACACCACUCACAACACCAGUACAAACACCACCGACAACACCAAUGCAAACAGGUCUCCAUUCCGAUUCCACAUCCAUUCCACCAACCACUGAUAUCAUCACUCAACCAACUCAGUAUCAACAAACCACAUACACAUCACAACCGAUCGACACAACACCUACAAUACCCACUACGGAAUUCCAGUCGCCAGAAUCAACCACACUGCAAACACCACUCACAACACCAGUACAAACACCACCGACAACACCAAUGCAAACAGGUCUCCAUUCCGAUUCCACAUCCAUUCCACCAACCACUGAUAUCAUCACUCAACCAACUCAGUAUCAACAAACCACAUCCACAUCACAACCGAUCGACACAACACCUACAAUACCCACUACGGAAUUCCAGUCGCCAGAAUCAACCACACUGCAAACACCACUCACAACACCAGUACAAACACCACCGACAACACCAAUGCAAACAGGUCUCCAUUCCGAUUCCACAUCCAUUCCACCAACCACUGAUAUCAUCACUCAACCAACUCAGUAUCAACAAACCACAUCCACAUCACAACCGAUCGACACAACACCUACAAUACCCACUACGGAAUUCCAGUCGCCAGAAUCAACCACACUGCAAACACCACUCACAACACCAGUACAAACACCACCGACAACACCAAUGCAAACAGGUCUCCAUUCCGAUUCCACAUCCAUUCCACCAACCACUGAUAUCAUCACUCAACCAACUCAGUAUCAACAAACCACAUACACAUCACAACCGAUCGACACAACACCUACAAUACCCACUACGGAAUUCCAGUCGCCAGAAUCAACCACACUGCAAACACCACUCACAACACCAGUACAAACACCACCGACAACACCAAUGCAAACAGGUCUCCAUUCCGAUUCCACAUCCAUUCCACCAACCACUGAUAUCAUCACUCAACCAACUCAGUAUCAACAAACCACAUCCACAUCACAACCGAUCGACACAACACCUACAAUACCCACUACGGAAUUCCAGUCGCCAGAAUCAACCACACUGCAAACACCACUCACAACACCAGUACAAACACCACCGACAACACCAAUGCAAACAGGUCUCCAUUCCGAUUCCACAUCCAUUCCACCAACCACUGAUAUCAUCACUCAACCAACUCAGUAUCAACAAACCACAUCCACAUCACAACCGAUCGACACAACACCUACAAUACCCACUACGGAAUUCCAGUCGCCAGAAUCAACCACACUGCAAACACCACUCACAACACCAGUACAAACACCACCGACAACACCAAUGCAAACAGGUCUCCAUUCCGAUUCCACAUCCAUUCCACCAACCACUGAUAUCAUCACUCAACCAACUCAGUAUCAACAAACCACAUCCACAUCACAACCGAUCGACACAACACCUACAAUGCCCACUACGGAAUUCCAGUCGCCAGAAUCAACCACACUGCAAACACCACUCACAACACCAGUACAAACACCACCGACAACACCAAUGCAAACAGGUGUCCAUUCCGAUUCCACAUCCAUUCCACCAACCACUGAUAUCAUCACUCAACCAACUCAGUAUCAACAAACCACAUCCACAUCACAACCGAUCGACACAACACCUACAAUACCCACUACGGAAUUCCAGUCGCCAGAAUCAACCACACUGCAAACACCACUCACAACACCAGUACAAACACCACCGACAACACCAAUGCAAACAGGUGUCCAUUCCGAUUCCACAUCCAUUCCACCAACCACUGAUAUCAUCACUCAACCAACUCAGUAUCAACAAACCACAUCCACAUCACAACCGAUCGACACAACACCUACAAUACCCACUACGGAAUUCCAGUCGCCAGAAUCAACCACACUGCAAACACCACUCACAACACCAGUACAAACACCACCGACAACACCAAUGCAAACAGGUGUCCAUUCCGAUUCCACAUCCAUUCCACCAACCACUGAUAUCAUCACUCAACCAACUCAGUAUCAACAAACCACAUCCACAUCACAACCGAUCGACACAACACCUACAAUACCCACUACGGAAUUCCAGUCGCCAGAAUCAACCACACUGCAAACACCACUCACAACACCAGUACAAACACCACCGACAACACCAAUGCAAACAGGUGUCCAUUCCGAUUCCACAUCCAUUCCACCAACCACUGAUAUCAUCACUCAACCAACUCAGUAUCAACAAACCACAUCCACAUCACAACCGAUCGACACAACACCUACAAUACCCACUACGGAAUUCCAGUCGCCAGAAUCAACCACACUGCAAACACCACUCACAACACCAGUACAAACACCACCGACAACACCAAUGCAAACAGGUGUCCAUUCCGAUUCCACAUCCAUUCCACCAACCACUGAUAUCAUCACUCAACCAACUCAGUAUCAACAAACCACAUCCACAUCACAACCGAUCGACACAACACCUACAAUACCCACUACGGAAUUCCAGUCGCCAGAAUCAACCACACUGCAAACACCACUCACAACACCAGUACAAACACCACCGACAACACCAAUGCAAACAGGUGUCCAUUCCGAUUCCACAUCCAUUCCACCAACCACUGAUAUCAUCACUCAACCAACUCAGUAUCAACAAACCACAUCCACAUCACAACCGAUCGACACAACACCUACAAUACCCACUACGGAAUUCCAGUCGCCAGAAUCAACCACACUGCAAACACCACUCACAACACCAGUACAAACACCACCGACAACACCAAUGCAAACAGGUCUCCAUUCCGAUUCCACAUCCAUUCCACCAACCACUGAUAUCAUCACUCAACCAACUCAGUAUCAACAAACCACAUCCACAUCACAACCGAUCGACACAACACCUACAAUACCCACUACGGAAUUCCAGUCGCCAGAAUCAACCACACUGCAAACACCACUCACAACACCAGUACAAACACCACUGACAACACCAAUGCAAACAGGUCUCCAUUCCGAUUCCACAUCCAUUCCACCAACCACUGAUAUCAUCACUCAACCAACUCAGUAUCAACAAACCACAUCCACAUCACAACCGAUCGACACAACACCUACAAUACCCACUACGGAAUUCCAGUCGCCAGAAUCAACCACACUGCAAACACCACUCACAACACCAGUACAAACACCACCGACAACACCAAUGCAAACAGGUCUCCAUUCCGAUUCCACAUCCAUUCCACCAACCACUGAUAUCAUCACUCAACCAACUCAGUAUCAACAAACCACAUCCACAUCACAACCGAUCGACACAACACCUACAAUACCCACUACGGAAUUCCAGUCGCCAGAAUCAACCACACUGCAAACACCACUCACAACACCAGUACAAACACCACCGACAACACCAAUGCAAACAGGUCUCCAUUCCGAUUCCACAUCCAUUCCACCAACCACUGAUAUCAUCACUCAACCAACUCAGUAUCAACAAACCACAUCCACAUCACAACCGAUCGACACAACACCUACAAUACCCACUACGGAAUUCCAGUCGCCAGAAUCAACCACACUGCAAACACCACUCACAACACCAGUACAAACACCACCGACAACACCAAUGCAAACAGGUCUCCAUUCCGAUUCCACAUCCAUUCCACCAACCACUGAUAUCAUCACUCAACCAACUCAGUAUCAACAAACCACAUCCACAUCACAACCGAUCGACACAACACCUACAAUACCCACUACGGAAUUCCAGUCGCCAGAAUCAACCACACUGCAAACACCACUCACAACACCAGUACAAACACCACUGACAACACCAAUGCAAACAGGUCUCCAUUCCGAUUCCACAUCCAUUCCACCAACCACUGAUAUCAUCACUCAACCAACUCAGUAUCAACAAACCACAUCCACAUCACAACCGAUCGACACAACACCUACAAUACCCACUACGGAAUUCCAGUCGCCAGAAUCAACCACACUGCAAACACCACUCACAACACCAGUACAAACACCACCGACAACACCAAUGCAAACAGGUCUCCAUUCCGAUUCCACAUCCAUUCCACCAACCACUGAUAUCAUCACUCAACCAACUCAGUAUCAACAAACCACAUCCACAUCACAACCGAUCGACACAACACCUACAAUACCCACUACGGAAUUCCAGUCGCCAGAAUCAACCACACUGCAAACACCACUCACAACACCAGUACAAACACCACUGACAACACCAAUGCAAACAGGUCUCCAUUCCGAUUCCACAUCCAUUCCACCAACCACUGAUAUCAUCACUCAACCAACUCAGUAUCAACAAACCACAUCCACAUCACAACCGAUCGACACAACACCUACAAUACCCACUACGGAAUUCCAGUCGCCAGAAUCAACCACACUGCAAACACCACUCACAACACCAGUACAAACACCACCGACAACACCAAUGCAAACAGGUCUCCAUUCCGAUUCCACAUCCAUUCCACCAACCACUGAUAUCAUCACUCAACCAACUCAGUAUCAACAAACCACAUCCACAUCACAACCGAUCGACACAACACCUACAAUACCCACUACGGAAUUCCAGUCGCCAGAAUCAACCACACUGCAAACACCACUCACAACACCAGUACAAACACCACUGACAACACCAAUGCAAACAGGUCUCCAUUCCGAUUCCACAUCCAUUCCACCAACCACUGAUAUCAUCACUCAACCAACUCAGUAUCAACAAACCACAUCCACAUCACAACCGAUCGACACAACACCUACAAUACCCACUACGGAAUUCCAGUCGCCAGAAUCAACCACACUGCAAACACCACUCACAACACCAGUACAAACACCACCGACAACACCAAUGCAAACAGGUCUCCAUUCCGAUUCCACAUCCAUUCCACCAACCACUGAUAUCAUCACUCAACCAACUCAGUAUCAACAAACCACAUCCACAUCACAACCGAUCGACACAACACCUACAAUACCCACUACGGAAUUCCAGUCGCCAGAAUCAACCACACUGCAAACACCACUCACAACACCAGUACAAACACCACUGACAACACCAAUGCAAACAGGUCUCCAUUCCGAUUCCACAUCCAUUCCACCAACCACUGAUAUCAUCACUCAACCAACUCAGUAUCAACAAACCACAUCCACAUCACAACCGAUCGACACAACACCUACAAUACCCACUACGGAAUUCCAGUCGCCAGAAUCAACCACACUGCAAACACCAUUCACAACACCAGUACAAACACCACCGACAACACCAAUGCAAACAGGUGUCCAUUCCGAUUCCACAUCCAUUCCACCAACCACUGAUAUCAUCACUCAACCAACUCAGUAUCAACAAACCACAUCCACAUCACAACCGAUCGACACAACACCUACAAUACCCACUACGGAAUUCCAGUCGCCAGAAUCAACCACACUGCAAACACCACUCACAACACCAGUACAAACACCACUGACAACACCAAUGCAAACAGGUGUCCAUUCCGAUUCCACAUCCAUUCCACCAACCACUGAUAUCAUCACUCAACCAACUCAGUAUCAACAAACCACAUCCACAUCACAACCGAUCGACACAACACCUACAAUACCCACUACGGAAUUCCAGUCGCCAGAAUCAACCACACUGCAAACACCACUCACAACACCAGUACAAACACCACCGACAACACCAAUGCAAACAGGUGUCCAUUCCGAUUCCACAUCCAUUCCACCAACCACUGAUAUCAUCACUCAACCAACUCAGUAUCAACAAACCACAUCCACAUCACAACCGAUCGACACAACACCUACAAUACCCACUACGGAAUUCCAGUCGCCAGAAUCAACCACACUGCAAACACCACUCACAACACCAGUACAAACACCACCGACAACACCAAUGCAAACAGGUCUCCAUUCCGAUUCCACAUCCAUUCCACCAACCACUGAUAUCAUCACUCAACCAACUCAGUAUCAACAAACCACAUCCACAUCACAACCGAUCGACACAACACCUACAAUACCCACUACGGAAUUCCAGUCGCCAGAAUCAACCACACUGCAAACACCACUCACAACACCAGUACAAACACCACUGACAACACCAAUGCAAACAGGUCUCCAUUCCGAUUCCACAUCCAUUCCACCAACCACUGAUAUCAUCACUCAACCAACUCAGUAUCAACAAACCACAUCCACAUCACAACCGAUCGACACAACACCUACAAUACCCACUACGGAAUUCCAGUCGCCAGAAUCAACCACACUGCAAACACCACUCACAACACCAGUACAAACACCACCGACAACACCAAUGCAAACAGGUCUCCAUUCCGAUUCCACAUCCAUUCCACCAACCACUGAUAUCAUCACUCAACCAACUCAGUAUCAACAAACCACAUCCACAUCACAACCGAUCGACACAACACCUACAAUACCCACUACGGAAUUCCAGUCGCCAGAAUCAACCACACUGCAAACACCACUCACAACACCAGUACAAACACCACCGACAACACCAAUGCAAACAGGUCUCCAUUCCGAUUCCACAUCCAUUCCACCAACCACUGAUAUCAUCACUCAACCAACUCAGUAUCAACAAACCACAUCCACAUCACAACCGAUCGACACAACACCUACAAUACCCACUACGGAAUUCCAGUCGCCAGAAUCAACCACACUGCAAACACCACUCACAACACCAGUACAAACACCACCGACAACACCAAUGCAAACAGGUCUCCAUUCCGAUUCCACAUCCAUUCCACCAACCACUGAUAUCAUCACUCAACCAACUCAGUAUCAACAAACCACAUCCACAUCACAACCGAUCGACACAACACCUACAAUACCCACUACGGAAUUCCAGUCGCCAGAAUCAACCACACUGCAAACACCACUCACAACACCAGUACAAACACCACCGACAACACCAAUGCAAACAGGUCUCCAUUCCGAUUCCACAUCCAUUCCACCAACCACUGAUAUCAUCACUCAACCAACUCAGUAUCAACAAACCACAUCCACAUCACAACCGAUCGACACAACACCUACAAUACCCACUACGGAAUUCCAGUCGCCAGAAUCAACCACACUGCAAACACCACUCACAACACCAGUACAAACACCACCGACAACACCAAUGCAAACAGGUCUCCAUUCCGAUUCCACAUCCAUUCCACCAACCACUGAUAUCAUCACUCAACCAACUCAGUAUCAACAAACCACAUCCACAUCACAACCGAUCGACACAACACCUACAAUACCCACUACGGAAUUCCAGUCGCCAGAAUCAACCACACUGCAAACACCACUCACAACACCAGUACAAACACCACCGACAACACCAAUGCAAACAGGUCUCCAUUCCGAUUCCACAUCCAUUCCACCAACCACUGAUAUCAUCACUCAACCAACUCAGUAUCAACAAACCACAUCCACAUCACAACCGAUCGACACAACACCUACAAUACCCACUACGGAAUUCCAGUCGCCAGAAUCAACCACACUGCAAACACCACUCACAACACCAGUACAAACACCACCGACAACACCAAUGCAAACAGGUCUCCAUUCCGAUUCCACAUCCAUUCCACCAACCACUGAUAUCAUCACUCAACCAACUCAGUAUCAACAAACCACAUCCACAUCACAACCGAUCGACACAACACCUACAAUACCCACUACGGAAUUCCAGUCGCCAGAAUCAACCACACUGCAAACACCACUCACAACACCAGUACAAACACCACCGACAACACCAAUGCAAACAGGUCUCCAUUCCGAUUCCACAUCCAUUCCACCAACCACUGAUAUCAUCACUCAACCAACUCAGUAUCAACAAACCACAUCCACAUCACAGCCGAUCGACACAACACCUACAAUACCCACUACGGAAUUCCAGUCGCCAGAAUCAACCACACUGCAAACACCACUCACAACACCAGUACAAACACCACCGACAACACCAAUGCAAACAGGUGUCCAUUCCGAUUCCACAUCCAUUCCACCAACCACUGAUAUCAUCACUCAACCAACUCAGUAUCAACAAACCACAUCCACAUCACAACCGAUCGACACAACACCUACAAUACCCACUACGGAAUUCCAGUCGCCAGAAUCAACCACACUGCAAACACCACUCACAACACCAGUACAAACACCACCGACAACACCAAUGCAAACAGGUGUCCAUUCCGAUUCCACAUCCAUUCCACCAACCACUGAUAUCAUCACUCAACCAACUCAGUAUCAACAAACCACAUCCACAUCACAACCGAUCGACACAACACCUACAAUACCCACUACGGAAUUCCAGUCGCCAGAAUCAACCACACUGCAAACACCAUUCACAACACCAAUGCAAACAGGUCUCCAUUCCGAUUCCACAUCCAUUCCACCAACCACUGAUAUCAUCACUCAACCAACUCAGUAUCAACAAACCACAUCCACAUCACAACCGAUCGACACAACACCUACAAUACCCACUACGGAAUUCCAGUCGCCAGAAUCAACCACACUGCAAACACCAUUCACAACACCAGUACAAACACCACUGACAACACCAAUGCAAACAGGUGUCCAUUCCGAUUCCACAUCCAUUCCACCAACCACUGAUAUCAUCACUCAACCAACUCAGUAUCAACAAACCACAUCCACAUCACAACCGAUCGACACAACACCUACAAUACCCACUACGGAAUUCCAGUCGCCAGAAUCAACCACACUGCAAACACCAUUCACAACACCAGUACAAACACCACUGACAACACCAAUGCAAACAGGUCUCCAUUCCGAUUCCACAUCCAUUCCACCAACCACUGGGAUCAUCACUCAACCAACUCAGUAUCAACAAACCACAUCCACAUCACAACCGAUCGACACAACACCUACAAUACCCACUACGGAAUUCCAGUCGCCAGAAUCAACCACACUGCAAACACCAUUCACAACACCAGUACAAACACCACUGACAACACCAAUGCAAACAGGUCUCCAUUCCGAUUCCACAUCCAUUCCACCAACCACUGAUAUCAUCACUCAACCAACUCAGUAUCAACAAACCACAUCCACAUCACAACCGAUCGACACAACACCUACAAUACCCACUACGGAAUUCCAGUCGCCAGAAUCAACCACACUGCAAACACCAUUCACAACACCAGUACAAACACCACUGACAACACCAAUGCAAACAGGUGUCCAUUCCGAUUCCACAUCCAUUCCACCAACCACUGAUAUCAUCACUCAACCAACUCAGUAUCAACAAACCACAUCCACAUCACAACCGAUCGACACAACACCUACAAUACCCACUACGGAAUUCCAGUCGCCAGAAUCAACCACACUGCAAACACCAUUCACAACACCAGUACAAACACCACUGACAACACCAAUGCAAACAGGUCUCCAUUCCGAUUCCACAUCCAUUCCACCAACCACUGAUAUCAUCACUCAACCAACUCAGUAUCAACAAACCACAUCCACAUCACAACCGAUCGACACAACACCUACAAUACCCACUACGGAAUUCCAGUCGCCAGAAUCAACCACACUGCAAACACCACUCACAACACCAGUACAAACACCACCGACAACACCAAUGCAAACAGGUCUCCAUUCCGAUUCCACAUCCAUUCCACCAACCACUGAUAUCAUCACUCAACCAACUCAGUAUCAACAAACCACAUCCACAUCACAACCGAUCGACACAACACCUACAAUACCCACUACGGAAUUCCAGUCGCCAGAAUCAACCACACUGCAAACACCACUCACAACACCAGUACAAACACCACCGACAACACCAAUGCAAACAGGUCUCCAUUCCGAUUCCACAUCCAUUCCACCAACCACUGAUAUCAUCACUCAACCAACUCAGUAUCAACAAACCACAUCCACAUCACAACCGAUCGACACAACACCUACAAUACCCACUACGGAAUUCCAGUCGCCAGAAUCAACCACACUGCAAACACCACUCACAACACCAGUACAAACACCACCGACAACACCAAUGCAAACAGCAAUCUUUAGAGUUCAAGGAACAAUUUAUACUGGUGACAAUUCAGUUUCAUAUCCUUGGUCAUUAGAUUUAACAAAUUCAUCAACAAUAGCAUAUAUAACAUUGAAAAUGAAACUUUGCACCUUCAUUAAUGAAAGUUUAAUGAGAAAUUAUUCGAAUCUAAUUAAAACUACAAAAUGUUUCAAUGUAAUCUUCUAUCCAAUAAAUGUGAAUAGUUUACUAAAACGACAAAUUAUUAAUACAAGUAUCAUUCAAGGUGUUCAAGCCAGUGCUGAUAUUGAAUUAUUAUUUAUAAAUUCUAUGAAUAUAAAUGAAAGUCUAUUUGUUACUGCUUUAUUAUAUCAUGGAUUGAAUAUUAAUAGAACUUUGAAUAUCUAUUUUUUGAAUAUAGAAAUUAAUCUUAUCAUUGAUGAAACUACAAUAAUUACCGAAAUGUCAACGAGUAAAUUCACAGAAAUUCAUCAAGAUAUUUCCUCAGUAACAAUAUCAACUCCAACAUUUAUACCAUUGGUUACCAGUCCAGUAUAUGACUUCAUUAGUGAUGGUUUGUCUUUUAAACCUUUUGAAAAUACUAUACCUCCAUUAUAUGACACACCUACUAUAGGACAACUCAAAGCAUAUAUCAUCAUAGCAGAAUCAUUGAAACCAAUGGAAUGGUUAAAUGAUUUAAAUAUACCUACAAGUGCAUAUUAUUUAAAUUUAACAUCAACUGUUCAAUAUCUGGUUGAUAGUAGUGCGCGACUAGCGGAUAUACAAAUUUCAUACUAUUUCAAAAUUCUGGACGUCAUGUUCCAAAAGGUUUUGCUUCGACUUGAAUUAACCUACUCCGGUAAUAAUACUCAAACAUACACAGAAAAAAGCGAUUUGAUCAACGGUAUUUUAAUGAUAAUGACAGUGGAAAUGAGAUCAUUUGAAGCUUCAUUAUUAUCCGAUGAGGAAAUAACGCGGAUUUUCACUGAAGGAUGGAAAAAGUUGAAUGUCAAGAAAGGACCAUUUCUGGUGGACAUUAGGUUUACUCGUUCACCAACAAGCAUGUCAACUUCGACUAGCAGUCGUCAACAGACAGACAGAAGUGUCUCAACAGAAUUAGCGCAACCGAUUAGGACAACGGAGAUGGUGACGGUGAAGUCAACACCGACUGUGAAGAUGACGAGCCCAUUAUCAACUACUACGUCAGAUGCUUUCGGUUCACCAACAAGCAUGUCAACUUCGACUAGCAGUCGUCAACAGACAGACAGAAGUGUCUCAACAGAAUUAGCGCAACCGAUUAGGACAACGGAGAUGGUGACGGUGAAGUCAACACCGACUGUGAAGAUGACGAGCCCAUCAUCAACUACUACGUCAGAUGCUUUCGAAUCGUCUAGUUCAAUAACACUGAUUACACAUAGAUCUACUUCAUCUGAAUAUAAAGAAACGAACACAGAAAUCAGAAUAACUUUGCCUGCUUCAACAGUUCCAUUAGUUCAUAAUCGAACUGAUGAUCAAUUUCCGCGAAUACACUCCACAACUACUAUACAACCACAAGUUGAUUAUGCAAUUCUAUGUCAAAUCGAUGGAAUGAUUUAUUUUUCAAAUUCGUUUCAACCAAUGGAAUGGUUAGAUGAGUUAACGAAUAAUUCAAGUGAAAUUUAUCAGAAUUUUUCAUUAGAUAUAAAAAAUCAAGUCAACAAUGUUAUCCAAAUAUUAGGUUUACAAGAUUAUUUAUCUCUCAACAUUCUUAAUAUUAAAUUUACCAAAAUACCAAGUAUACCUGACAAUAAUACUAAUCUUAAAAAUUCCACUAUCACAUCGAAUAUCAGUAACCAGAUCUCAGUAACAAUAACAUUACAAAUGAGAUUUAUAAUACCAGUAAUAUUUACAGACAAUGCUAUGACAGAGACUUUAAAGGAAACAUGGAUGCAUUUAACAAUAGAAUCAAAAUUCUAUUUAACUGAUAUACGAUUUUCACGAAUAUCAACUGAUCACAUAACCGUUCAAACAUCACCAAUAAAUCAAACAACUAUGUUACCUUUGAUAAGAACAACUGAUAGUACAUUAGACAAUUUCAAAGGUAGAUUAUGA